Messenger RNA from Mustela erminea (ermine), 7638 nucleotides. It is a transcript of the gene MTG2, whose product is annotated as mitochondrial ribosome associated GTPase 2. The record is from RefSeq and is a predicted model, not a curated record. Lineage: Eukaryota; Metazoa; Chordata; Mammalia; Carnivora; Mustelidae. Gene Ontology annotation, molecular function: GTP binding; GTPase activity; magnesium ion binding. Gene Ontology annotation, cellular component: mitochondrion. Bases 186 to 1355 code for a protein of 389 amino acids. The transcript is spliced from 7 exons.
UUUUUAUUUGAGGCUCAGAUUUUUUGAUUAAUGUUUUCAUUGAUCAGAUAUUCGAAAACCCACAAAAGAGCAUGCAUAUCCGGUGUUAGAGGAGACGGAACAGUUUAAACUGUCGUCUUGCUCCCAGGUGACAGACAAGCGGACGAGGCCGGCGAGCCUGGCCGGCUCAGCUCGCAGUGGAAGCCAUGGUGCCUUCGAGGCUUCUCUCACUAGGACCGAGGACUGUGCCUGGGGGCGUGGGGCGCUGGACUCAGGUCCGGCGGUGGCCCCCUUCGCCCAGGCUGCUCUCAGACAGCUGUGGGGACCACGCCAAGCACCAGGAGCCCCCCAGGAAGAAACUGCUCUCCGAGAAAAAACUGAAGAGACACUUCGUGGACCACCGCCGAGUGCUCGUCUGCGGGGGCCGUGGCGGCGACGGGGUGAGCUGCUUCCACAGCGAGCCCCGGAAGGAGUUCGGAGGCCCGGAUGGCGGCGACGGAGGCAACGGCGGCCACGUCGUCCUGAGAGCUGACCGGCAAGUCAAGUCGCUGUCCCCAGUGCUGUCUCGGUACCAGGGUUUCCACGGAGAGUCCGGCGGCAGGAAGAACUGCUUCGGGCGCAGCGGCGCUCUCCUCUAUGUGCCGGUCCCAGUGGGCACGUUAGUGAAGGAGGGAAACGAAGUGGUGGCUGAGCUGUCGUGCCCCGGUGACGAGUACGUUGCUGCUCGGGGCGGGGCAGGAGGAAAAGGUAACCGCUUUUUCCUGGCCAAUGAGAACCGCGCACCUGUGACUUGCACCCCUGGACAGCCCGGUCAAGAACGCAUCCUCUUCCUGGAGCUCAAGACGAUGGCCCAUGCUGGAAUGGUUGGGUUCCCCAAUGCUGGGAAGUCCUCCCUUCUCCGGGCCAUUUCGAACGCGAGACCCGCUGUGGCUUCCUACCCGUUCACCACAUUAAAGCCCCACGUUGGGAUUGUUCACUGUGAGGACCACCAGCAGAUAGCAGUGGCCGACAUCCCAGGCCUCAUCCGGGGCGCGCACCAGAACCGGGGCCUGGGGAGCACCUUCCUCAGGCACAUCGAGCGCUGCCGAUUCCUCCUGUUCAUCGUGGAUCUGUCGGAGCCGGAGCCGUGGACGCAGGUGGAGGACCUGAAGUUCGAGCUGGAGAAGCAUGAAGUUGGCCUGUCCGAGCGACCGCAUGUGGUCGUGGCAAAUAAGAUCGACCUCCCGCAGGCCCGAGCAGCUCUGCCCCAGCUGCGCGCCCGCCUGGGCCCGAACGUCAUCGCCCUGUCGGCCGCAACUGGGGAGAACUUGGAGGUGCUGCUGCUGCGCCUGCAGGAGCUUCACAGCCGGCACGUGGGUGCCGAGCUCCGCUGGUAGCCACCGGGCCGCCGCCCAAAAGUGACCACCCUGAACGCGGCUCUGGGUGGACACGAGAAAGUUGCUACUUUGCCUUGCGCCGUCCCUGGCGCUCGCUCUCCGGCCAGCAGCGGGCCAGGACCUCAGACGUGUCGGACGUGUGCGCCUCCUGCUGAUCUGCUCCCCGGGGCCUUCUGCACCCGCCGGCGUGCUGACCAGCUGAGCUGGGCUCCUCACCCUUCCUCAGUACCUCUACGUGGUGAGGAGCCCACGGCCAUGCGGCUGAGCCGCCUGACUUGGUGGGGCCGAACCCCAACCUGCACACAGACCCCACGCGGGAGCCACAGACUCUGGAUCCCUGACACUUCUUGCCAGUGCUGGCUGCGGUCCCAGAGGCUGGCCCGCCCUACGGAGGGGACAUGAGGACGUGGGGACAGGGAGCCUUCACGGCCACAAGGCUCUUCUCAGAUGGCCCUGUCUGAGCAACGCAGUAGGGGCGACGCCUCCCGCGUUGUUCCCAGACUUGGCUGCUCUGUGCAGGAGCUGUUGGCUUCACGACUGAAUGCACCCAAUAUCCGACCCGGGGCCAUGCGAGUCAUUAGCUGAGGACACCGGCUCAUGUUCCCGAGUAAAGCCUGCGGCUUCAGGCAUGUCCCUGGGGGCCCUUAAGAGAUGAUGUGGUUGGGGACCAGGGGUAACCAGGGGAAGGGGCCUCGGGCCCCUUGGGGAUUUGCCCCAGGGUCCUUGCUGCCAGCUGCGAGCGUGCUGGGGGCUGGGCCUGCCUCAGACAAGAAGCUUGUGCCCGAGCUUUCAGGAGCAGUUCCGUUUUGAUCUACCGUCAAAUCUGCAAGUAGAACGAGAAUCCUUUGCCUGAAGCUUUAUUUUAAUGUCUUAUAAUUUCCGAGGUCCUUGUGUUCUGGAAACCAGAGAUGGGUUUUGCAAUCUCUUUGCUCUCUCUGGGGCCACCACAAAGGAUUUCGUAGAGCCGUGUUAAUUAUCGGGGCCUUUCAUCUCCAGCCGGCCCUGCGCCAGUGCUGCGCCCGGGGGCGACACUGGGGGCCUCCCUGCGUCUGUCCUGCACUUGCCUGUGCCCCCGGCAGCCUCAGGACCUGCCCCAGCUGAGGCACUGCUCAGUAUUUAUGGAGUGAAGAAAGGGGUGGUGUCUGAUGUUGUGUACAUGGUGAGUUUCUUUUAGUUAAAGGCACGUGGUUGGCGGGAAGAUUUGCUGAGCAGCGGGGCCGGGCGCCACCUCCCCUCCAGUGCCAGCCCCACCCGUGCCGCCGCUUCCAGCCGAGUCUGCGGGGCCGCUGAGGCCUGAACCGUUGCUCCGCGGAUCUGCCUGAGGCACCGCCUGUUGACCGCGCCCUCGGCUCAGGGACUCCAUUCUCCCAAGCCACCACUCUGGGCGGCGGCACAGGCGCUGUGGUGCGUGACACAUGAACCCCUGACCCGCCCCUCACUUUUCUUGGGGCUGACCUCCAGCCUGGGUCUACUUGCCCCGUUUUCUCUCCACCUGGAUAUUUGUUUCUGUCCCGACGUCUGUCCCUCCCUGUCCGUUCCGUCUUGCAGGUGCUCAGGCUCCAGUGGGUCUUUCCUCCCUUGUGCCCGUCCAGUCUGCUGUGCCACGCAGGCUGCCCCCCGUGUCUCCCCCCUUGCUGUACUCCCUCCUGUCGAGGUGGCUGUCACCUGGCUCUUCACAGCCUUUCUGGAAGCGGGUGUGAAGAUGGGGACCUGAGCCGCAGAAGCCAGCAUUUCCCGCAUUCCCCCGUUUUUAAGCCCUAAGGCGUGGCACCCCGAUUUCCCCGGCUCCUGCAUCCACUUGCUCCAGAGGACAAGCCUGGGGCUCCUGCACAGCUCCAGAGGACAUAUCACCAGCCCUGCCCUCAGCCCUGUCCCCGCCCCACCCGGAGAGGUAGGCCCUGCCCUGCUGGCCUCCUUUUGUCUUCAUGGAGGCUCAGCCUCUCCUUGUGCCUUCCCUCAACAUGGCAGUAGGGCUCUUGGUAGGAGCAGAUGGACACCCCUGUUUCCCGGUGUGGUCAAGGCCUGGAAAAUGGGCACAUUGCCCACCCUGAGCUGGAAACCCAACGUGGCAAGCACGUGUAAAUCCGGCAGCAAGCAGAAGGCCAGAUGACACCGUUGUGUGACCGUAGACGACCCCAGCUCUGCUGCCUGGCCCACCUUGUCCUGUGAGAGGUGGGGUCCGUCCCUGCCAUCAGCCUGGGCUGACCUGCAGAGUGGGGGGCACUGGGCCCACUCGACCCCGUCAGUGCCCUGCAUACGGCCAAGCUCCAGCUUGGCGACAGGCACCACCGAGGCAAGAACAAGCCACCCACAGCGCCCAUCCGCAGGUCUGAGCCACACACUGGUUGCUUGAUGCCAGGAACAUGGACUGGCUUGUGGGAGGGAGUGCGCACUGGUUUGUUGCAAAGGCGCGGAUUGAGCCCUCCUUGGCCCUUCUCCGUCCGGGUUCCUUGAGACGCUGAUUUCUUGGCAGUGGGGUUGGAGGGCCUGGAGCCCUCAGAGCACCCAGCUCGCCACUCGCCCAUCGUGGGACCAUGGCCUUGGGCUCAGUGGCAGGCAGCCAAGAUGCAGUGGGGCCUGGAGCAGGGCUGCUGCCUCCCCCGCCCCCAGACCCGAGCAUCCUCUUUGAGGCCCGGCUGUGUGUUGGGAAGGGCUGGCACUGUGGGCGGAGUCUGUGCUUUAAAGUGAAGUUUUAUCAAAUGUGUAUCUGUCUACUCAGAGUGCCAUGAUGGCCCCACACUGGGGGCUUGAAACAACAGAACCUCAUUCUGUCCCACCUCUGGAGGCCUAGGGUUGGAUCCUCCCGGCUCCCAGGGAUCCCAGGCCAGGAUCCCUCCAGUCUGCCUCCAUGGUCCCAGGACCGCCACUGUGGGUCUCUCUGUGCCCCCCCCCCCAUCUUAUAAGGACACGGGUCAUUAGACUUAAGGUACAUGCUAAGCCAGAAUGAUAUUAUUUUGAGAUCUUUAAUUGCAUCUGAAAAGACACUAUUUCCGAAUGCGGUCCUACUGUGGUCCGACCCUGAGAUUCCAGCGUGUGUGACUGGGGGAGCGGAGGGCUAGUGCCAGUUACACAGCACGGCGGAGAGCACCCCUUCUAAUUCUGAGGUUUUGUACAUCUCCCUGAUGUGCCUGGGUCCCUCCCUCUCCCCACGCAUCAGAAACCCUCCCUCAGAGCAAAGCCCCCACCCCACCCCACCCCGCUGCGCCCCACGACUGGCGCUCCCGAUGUCUGCCGUUGAGGAGCUGCUCCCUGAGAGCCCAGCGCCCCUCCCCAAACACCCCACAAACGUCCUCCACAACACCGGGGAGACCGUCCCAUCCUCCCGACCAAAACCAGCCUGCCUCCUGGGGCCCACUAUGGGCACGAGCAGCGUGUCUCCGCGAAUGUGGCUGCCUGACGUUGUGCGGCCACUCCUGCCCCCACGUAGCCUCCUUGACCGCAGAUGCCUCUUUGGCCCGGGCUGUGUCUCACGCCGGGCCAGUGCCCAGAGGCCUGAGGGCACAGAUGCUGGGCGAUGUUACUUCAGGUAAGUCAUGUCAGGGCCAGUGAUCAGAGGCUACCGAGAGGACAGCUUUGCUCAGCGACACACAGGCUCUGUGCCCUCCCCCCAAGGCUGCGUGUGGGGUUGCACCUUGGUGGCCCUCCAGAAGCCCCGUGGAGGUGGGGCCCGGCUGCUGGUGCUCGGGGCGCUGAGGCUGGCACGGGGCCCUGGUGACAGCCGUCCUGCCUCAACAUGGCCAUGUGAAUCUGCACAGGUGGUAAGAUCUUGAAGAAUUGAAUGUUUCAGGGUGACAGACUGUAGUUUGGGACAAUGAAGAUGGGGAGCCGGAGGGCGGCGCAGGAGCACGGCAGGGCGUGUUCGGUGUCAGCGAGCUGCGUGCUUAGAAAUGGGCUGAAGGGUCCAUUUUCUAUGUAUUUGACCACAACAGCAGAAUUAUCCCAGCCCCCCCCCAAUGUGCCGUUGCACACUCACACACAUGCGAGUGCAGGUGACAUGGGAGUCCGUGGGUCGUGGCGAUGCCCACGUCCUAGUGUGGUCCCACCCGGCCUCUCUGCGAGGCGCCGGUGGGGAAACCGGAUGGAGAACACGUGCAGUCUCUGUUGCUUCUACAGUUGCGUGCGAGUCCCCAACCUCAGAAGGGACAUCAAAACAGAAAAGACUGGAGAAGCAGCUGCUCUCAAGACAAGCUCUGUGGGGACCACGGGAUCGGGCCCGCGCCACCCCUGUGUGCCUGGACUGUCACCACGCUGUCACACCUGAUAAAUGCUUGUUGAAAGCAGACACGUAUAAGGUUAAAAGAACACAACGGAUCCGUCUGCAGCCCACACACCCCUGGGUGUCAGGCUUCUGCAGGGAAUGUGCUUCCCGAAUCCAGGACACCAUGCACGUGCACCGUGAGGGUAAAUGGGUCCAUGCAGGGGGUCCUUGGGGCGGGCGGACGCUGCCGACGGCAUUCAUAUUCUCAUCACUGCCACGUGGGCUCGGAAGGUCGGGGCCACCCAAGGCUGCUUCUGAAAGGGCUGUAUCGAGAAAGCCGGAUAGGACAGGGGCCCCCCAGGUCCCCUGGUCCAGUGUAUGCAGGGCCACACAGACUAUGGGGAGUCAUCGUGACCCUGCCCACACAUACUUCGUGAUCCCACAGUCCACAGGCCCCCAAACUCACAGGGCGCAGCCAGGGCUGCCUCGGGACCAUGGAGGCCAUAGAUGGGGUGCUUGGCUAGUCUCCGGUUUGCAAUCGUUUGAUUCCUGAGAAGGCCUCUGCAGAAAAUUGACGGGUACUGGUAUUUCCCCCAGGGCCAGGAAAUUACUGAUUUUUGCCUUGACGGUGAUCGGUCACUGUACCUGUGACACUCAGCCCUGGGGGUGUGUGCAGUAAGGCCCCUGCUGGGGGUGGAGGGGAUUGUGCCACCUGCCCCCAGCCUGGGGUCCCUCAUCUGUGCAGUGGGGACAGGAGGGCCCAGGGCAGCAGGGUCUCCACUGGCCUGGCCCGGGGGGCCUUAAGCUUGUUCACUUCAGCCCCACCCAGAGUACUCCAGGCAGCACAUCCAGGGGUCCAGGCCAAGGGCCCACACCCCUCCAGACCCCCCACCCAAGCACUUAGUCCUUUCCACGGAGUCAGGUGGCUCCUUAGAGCGGAGCCCUCCCCCGCAUCCCCUCCACCACAGUGUCCGUGAGAAGGACAGGGAGGGUUGCCAGAUGCGAUUUGAAUUUCAGAUCCACAACAAAGAACUCUGCGCCCUACCACGAAAGCACUGUUUGUUACGAAUCUGAAAUCCAGAUAACAGCUCCUGCCUUUUAUCUGCCGGCCCCAAGGGGAAGGGGGGGCCUGGAGGAAGGGCUGGAGGGCUGGGCUGGGCCUGGCCAGGGAGAGGAUGGCCCAGGGCUGCAGGGGAGCAGGGGCACCCCUGCAGUCUCCCCCACUCCCUGAGGGCACUGCCUUCUUCCAACCCGUAGAGGGGCUCCCCUGGCAGGCAGGAGGUUGGCUGUAGGCCUGUAGCUGGGGCCCGAGGCAGGUGCAGAGGCCCCACCUCAUGGCCCCCCACCCACUUCUGGCCCCCACACUGCCCACGGUGGCCAAGACCAGCGGAGCUCACACUUUACUGUCUCUGUGGGGUAUGGAAGUCUCCCUCUGCCUGACAGUUCCUUCAGGGUGUCCCCCUGCAGCCCCAGGGACAGGUGCUCAGAUGACCAAGGCCAGGGGAGGCCCCAGGUAGGGAGGGUGGCCAGAAAAUCCCCCCAGUAGGCCGUGCCCCUCCCCAGCAUCGCACGCUCCAAGUUACUUCCCAGCCCUCCCUAUGUCAGGACAGCCCCAACCGGCCACUCCCAGCCAGCUGCCCCCUGGUGUGUUUGAGGUGGCCUCAGCAGCAGCUACCCACAAAGACAGACCCCAGAGACAGUGGACACCUUCCCAAGUGCCUCUGAGGAGCCAUCCUGGGCCUGCCCCAGUGCCAGCUGACUGAAGGGGGCACCUCAAAGGGCCCAGUUCUGAUCCCAGGAAAUAUCCGUGUGACCCCAAUAGGUCCGUAUAGCCUGGUGGCCUUCACAGAACCACUGCCCUGCUGGGGGAGGGCUUCAUCCAAGGGCUCUGAGCUCCCAGCUGGAUAGAUCUGGAGUCCUUGGUGAAUUCAGUGUCUGGUUCAAGGCCCAGCAGGUAGCAGGAGCUUAGGAAAGUUCACUGACAAUAUUCCCUUCUGCCGGUCACUGUGUGCUCGUCUCUGAAAUACCUGCAUUGGGAUUGGACUCACUUGGACUUAAUUAAAGAUUGCCCUCUGUUAAAAUGUA